Messenger RNA from Paramecium primaurelia, 1235 nucleotides. The record is from the annotation of a GenBank genome assembly. Lineage: Eukaryota; Ciliophora; Oligohymenophorea; Peniculida; Parameciidae.
UCAAAAUGUACCCUUAAUCUUAUAAUAAUCAUGAUGAUUUGAUGAGAUAGUAAUUCAUUAGCGAAAAUAAUGAAUUAAUAGAAUAGUUUAAAGCUUAGUUGAUAGAUCCAAAAACUGGAAAAAAAAGAAAUGAAGUUAAAGUUUAAAAUUUUGCUGAUGGCGGAAGAUAUGAGGGAGAGAUUGAUGGUGAAUUGAGAAAGGGAUAUGGAAUUUACUUUUUUGCUAGUGGGUAUCAACAAAAUUUAUAUCUAUAGGGAUGUUUAUUUUGGACAAUGGAAUGAUUCAUUUUAAGGACAAGGCACAUACAUUUAUCGAAGUGGAGAGAGAUAUUAGGGAUAGUUUAAUAAAGGAAAGAAGGAUGGCCAAGGAAUAUAUUGGUAUAUAAAUGGGGCAGAGUAUGAUGGUAGAUGGGUUAAUGAUUAGAAGGAUGGAUUUGGUAAAUUCAGAUAUCCAAAUGGAGAUAUUUAUGAGGGUAAUUGGGUAAGAGGAGUUAAAUCAGGAUAAGGAACAUUAGUUUUGGCAAAUGGAGAUCAUUAUUAAGGGGAAUGGAACAAUAAUAUGAAAAAUGGAUAAGGAACUUAUAUAUUUGCAUCUGGAUCAAGAUAUGAAGGAUCUUGGCUUAAUGACCAAUUUCAUUAAUAAGGUGUUUUUAGUUAUUCAAAUGGAGAUAAAUAUGAAGGUAUAUAUGAGAAUGGAUAGAAAACAAGUAAAGGUGUAUAUAAACAUGCAAUUGAUGGAUCAGAAUAUUAAGGAGAAUGGUUUAGAGAUUAGAGAAGUGGAAAUGGAAGAAUGAAAUAUGCAAAUGGAGAUAUCUAUUAAGGAUUUUGGUAAGAAGGAGAAAGAUAUGGAAAAGGAUCUUAUAAAUAUAAUAAUGGGGAUUAAUAUGAAGGUGAAUUUGUGAAUGAUUAGAAACAUGGAUAUGGUGUAUUGAAAAUGGUUUCAGGUGAUAUUUAUGAAGGAGAGUGGAAAUAAGGUAGAAAGAAUGGAAAGGGAUUAUAUAGAUUUGCAAAUCAUGAUAUUUAUGAUGGUCAUUUUGCUGAUGGUUUAAGAUAAGGUUAUGGAAGAUAUUAAUGGAAUGACAAUUCCUAUUAUGAAGGUAAUUGUAACCAUUAAAAUAUUAGGUAAUUGGGAUAAGGAUAGAAUGAAUGGAAAAGGACUAUAUGUGUCUCCUGAUGGAGUGCAAGCAGAUGGAAUAUUUGAUAAUGAUAAUUAUGUAGGACCAGCUGACUGAUAAU